CUCUCUCUCUCACACGGACACUCCGAAAGCUUUUAUAAGUUCUUCUGAUUCACGGAUAAACUAUUUUAUAUAUUAUUUGAUUCGUUUUAUUUGUUUAUUGUAUUCUGUCUUUCGAUUUUGUUCGAUUCUUCGGUCCCUUGGUCUGAGUUUCCGCUUCCGCUGGCGUAAAAGCACAUGCAGCGGCGGUACCUGUAGAUUCGGCGAGUCGGAUUCUUUUGCCGGAAAGUUGUGCUUUUCCGGCGAGAAAUGCGAAGAAUCCGGAAACCCAUUAUCAGAUCAUUGUUGGCUUUUAUGUGACGGAACUGAAGAAAAGGGCACGAUGUCGGUAUUCGAUGCUACUUUUAUCAACACUGAGCUCUCGAAACCAACGUCGAUCUUCGGUCUCCGGUUGUGGGUCGUCAUCGGAAUCUUGCUCGGAUCUCUCAUAGUCAUCGCCCUCUUCCUCCUAUCCCUCUGUCUAACCUCUCGCCGGAAAAACCGAAAGCUGCGCGCUGACUUCGGCGCCAUCGCCACGCCUCCGAUCUCGAAGGAGAUUAAGGAGAUCGUGCACCACCACCACGCGCCGGCGGCAGACCACCACCACCACCACCCGGCGCAAGCCGCCCCGGCGGAGAUCCAGGUCGAUAUCGGGAAGAUCGAGCACCGGGUCGUGUUCUCGGACCGGGUAUCGAGCGGGGAGAGCAGGGGAACCGCGAGCGCCAGCGAAACAGCGUCGUUUUCGGGAAGCGGCGGCGUCGGACCGGAGGUUUCGCAUCUCGGCUGGGGCCGAUGGUAUACUCUGAGAGAGCUGGAGGCGGCGACCAAUGGCCUCUGUGAAGAGAACGUCAUCGGGGAAGGUGGGUAUGGGAUUGUCUACCGCGGGAUUUUAACUGAUGGAACUAAGGUUGCUGUCAAGAACCUGCUUAAUAACCGGGGUCAAGCCGAGAAGGAAUUCAGAGUGGAGGUGGAGGUAAUUGGGCGUGUCCGGCACAAGAAUCUCGUUAGACUUUUAGGGUAUUGCGUCGAAGGUGCUUACAGGAUGCUCGUUUAUGAAUACGUGGACAAUGGCAACUUGGAGCAAUGGCUACAUGGUGAUGUCGGGGAUGUCAGCCCUCUCACUUGGGACAUCCGUAUGAACAUAAUACUCGGGAUGGCAAAAGGAUUGGCAUACCUACACGAAGGUCUUGAACCGAAAGUUGUACACCGGGACAUAAAAUCGAGCAACAUCUUACUUGAUCGCCAAUGGAACCCAAAGGUCUCGGAUUUUGGACUCGCCAAGCUGUUGUGCUCCGAGAGAAGUUACGUGACGACCCGUGUGAUGGGAACGUUCGGUUAUGUUGCCCCGGAAUACGCCUGCACGGGAAUGCUAAACGAGAAGAGCGACAUCUAUAGCUUCGGUAUAUUAAUCAUGGAGAUCAUCACCGGGAGGAACCCUGUUGAUUACACUCGCCCUCAAGGAGAGGUGAACCUGGUGGGAUGGGUGAAAGCAAUGGUGGGGGAAAGGAGGACAGAGGCAGUGGUGGAUCCGAAAAUGGAAGAGGGUCCUUCCCCAAAGGCCAUGAAAAGGGCCUUGCUGGUGGCUCUUCGUUGUGUGGAUCCCGACGCUAACAAGCGCCCUAAGAUGGGUCAUAUCAUCCACAUGCUCGAAUCCGACGACUUGCUCUUACGCGAUGAUCGAAGGGCGGCGAGAGAGAAGCAACAGAUUGCGACCGAGACGAGCGAAAGCGACGGUGGCUCACGUCUUCGUCCCAAUGGAGUGAGAUGAGGUCACUCUCACCUGUUUGUUUUCCGAUUUUUUUUUUCUCUUUUUUAUAUUAAUCGAUUCGUAUUUUGUGUGACAUAAAAAAAAAUUGAUUAUUUUUCGUUACUGGUUCGAUGAUUAGGUCUCUUUUGUAAUCUUCCAUAUUUAUGCCAUAGGAUAUGGAAUUUUUUAAAAUUUUUAAUAAUUUUAAAUGAA
Molecule: messenger RNA, 1936 nt
Organism: Tarenaya hassleriana
Lineage: Eukaryota; Viridiplantae; Streptophyta; Magnoliopsida; Brassicales; Cleomaceae
Product: probable serine/threonine-protein kinase At1g01540
Exons: 7
Coding region: 320-1744 (474 amino acids)
Biological process (GO): protein phosphorylation
Molecular function (GO): ATP binding; protein kinase activity
Source: RefSeq, a predicted model, not a curated record